AUGGCGAGCCCUGCGCAUUGCUUCUAUUGUUUCGAAGUUCUAUCGGCCAGCUUUGAACGUCGAGAUCCUCCCACCUUACCAAAAGUGCUCGAAUGGUAUGAGGCCUACAAAACAGCUCGUCAACCUAGUGGAAGAGCUACAGCAGGGGAUGAAGAAUUAGAAAAUGGCAAACGUCCAGCCAAAGUAAUGGACUCUGAAGAGGAAGAUCGGGGCGGUGACGAAGAAGAGGAGGAAGAUGAAGAAGAAGACGACGAUGCUGGGGAAGAAGAGAUCCAACGUUUUGAUCGUCGCCACAAUAACAGCAACGCCGGGCCUCAACUGGCCAGCAUCUCUCGGUUGCAAGCGUCGAGUUCGUCGUCGCGGUCGUCGUCGGCGUCUUCACCUUCACUCUUCUCCGCGAGCUCGUCCAAUUCGCAGCUGACAAACUCAUCGAGUACAACCUCCUCGAGCUCCCAUACUCGCUCCACGUACGCGUCACAGCUCUCGGCUACCGAGUCGUAUCCGCUCUUCGUCACCUGGAACACUGUAGGCCGCUCUGGCAACAAAGCUCUAAGAGGAUGCAUCGGGACAUUUGAGGCCCUCCCCCUCGCGACGGGACUCAGCACUUACGCCUUGACAUCGGCCUUUGAUGACACGCGAUUCUCGCCCAUCCCGGCUGCACUGUUGCCCGCACUCUCCUGUUCUCUGACAUUACUUGCAGACUUCGAGCCCUGCCGGGAUGCCAUGGACUGGACACUAGGCGUACACGGCUUACGGAUAAGCUUCAACUACCGAAAUCGGCGACACGGCGCGACGUAUCUGCCAGACGUGGCGGUCGAGCAAGGGUGGACCAAAGAGGAGACGGUGGAGAGUUUAAUGAAGAAAGCAGGAUGGGACGGAGGGUACACAGGUCACGGCGUUGCGAGAAGGCUCCUACGAGGGUCGAUUAGAGGGUCUGCAAGCGAUCAGCAACAGUCCCAACCGCCAAAGCCUUGGGAGGAAGUCCAAGAUUUCAAGGCGAUCAGGUAUACGGGGCUGAAGUCGAGUGCAUCAUAUUCCGAGUGGCAGGAAUGGCGCGACUGGGUGGAGAAGAACGGACUCAAGUGA
Messenger RNA from Fonsecaea erecta, 1086 nucleotides. RefSeq lists its product as hypothetical. The record is from RefSeq and is a predicted model, not a curated record. The coding region runs from base 1 to 1086 and encodes 361 amino acids. The transcript has a single exon. NCBI's taxonomy places the organism in Eukaryota, Fungi, Ascomycota, Eurotiomycetes, Chaetothyriales, Herpotrichiellaceae.